AUGGAAGCAGUAGUUCCACAAUCAAGUGAGUGUAUGACUGAGUACCACAUGGACAACGGAGAUGCUGGUGACUUUGACUAUUUCUUGCCAUCUGCUGAUUACAAUAGCAGUGUAAUAGGGCACCCUCCACAUGGCAAUGGUCUGGAUCACCAACUGCCAUAUGAUAAGGCCGUACAACCUCAAUCAACUGGAUGCCUACAAAAGUUCCCCCCACAGCCUGAAAAUACGGAUGAUUAUGCAUCAAAUGAGGUUUAUAUGGACAAUUGUUCAUCUGUCGAUCUGAGUGAAGGUAACAACUACGGGAUGGAGAAUGACUACGGCCAGGAUCUCUUAGAGGAAAGAUACACCAGCAGUAAUGAAAGUAAACCUGAAAGUGCCACAGAGAGAGUUUUAUGCCAGUUAGAUGAAGUUCUACGACAGAAAAUCAACCUAGAGUUGGAAUCAUUUCGCCGUUCCCUGCAUGUGAUGCUGAAUGAUCAAAGGUCUAAUCUCCAACACCUUGUUAGGCUGGCUAGCUUACGAAUUGAGGACGAUGCCAGUGGGGAACGCAGAAUUGAUGAUGUUGUACCUCUCGACUAUGAGAACGAUUUCCAAGCAAGUAACUGCAGUGGAUCUGGUAGUUCUCAGAGUCAAACUAAGGACAACACCUUUAGGGUCAAAGAAGAGAAGUUACUCUGUCUCAUAAAGUUACAAACUCUUGCAAGUGUUAUUACAAAUAAUCUGAGACGACAGGAGUAUCUAACUUGACCUGACCCGUAAAGUCUUGAUGAAUGUAUCGAAACUCAGUUGGUAAUAGUUUGGACUAUCA
This is a messenger RNA of Lineus longissimus, 808 nucleotides long. RefSeq lists its product as uncharacterized. The record is from RefSeq and is a predicted model, not a curated record. The transcript is spliced from 5 exons. NCBI's taxonomy places the organism in Eukaryota, Metazoa, Nemertea, Pilidiophora, Heteronemertea, Lineidae. Bases 1 to 747 code for a protein of 248 amino acids.